This is a messenger RNA of Papilio polytes (common Mormon), 1011 nucleotides long. RefSeq names its product delta-sarcoglycan-like. Bases 1 to 1011 code for a protein of 336 amino acids. The transcript has 6 exons. NCBI's taxonomy places the organism in Eukaryota, Metazoa, Arthropoda, Insecta, Lepidoptera, Papilionidae. The record is from RefSeq and is a predicted model, not a curated record. Gene Ontology annotation, biological process: cardiac muscle tissue development; heart contraction. Gene Ontology annotation, cellular component: sarcoglycan complex; sarcolemma.
AUGGAUCCUCACUCCUUGACCCGGUCGCGACAAACGCCGGCUGCAAGAAACCAUAUCGUCUACACGGACCACAAGGGCAGAAAAAUACCGUAUGCCGACAAAAUAACUCCAGAGCCGAUUCUUAACAACAAUGAAGGUAGAGACACGAAGGCAGAUUCAAUCAGGAAUAGUUACAACAGUCAAUUUAAAGUCGGAAUAUACGGUUGGAGAAAAAAAUGCCUUUAUAUUCUCGUUAUGGCGCUUAUGUUCAUGAUGAUAAUCAAUCUUGCAUUGACGCUUUGGGUUUUAAAAGUAUUGGAUUUUAAUUCGGAGGGCAUGGGUCAGCUACGUAUAGUACCUGGAGGUCUGCAGCUUCUGGGUCAGGCUUUAGUAUUGGACUCCUUGUUCGCGUCUAGUAUCAAGUCGCGUCGCGGUCAGCCCAUCACCGUCGAGUCCUCGCGAAACUUCACAGUCUGCACCAGAGACUCACAAGGAUUUCUUCAGAGCAGGUUAUAUUUAGGUCAUGACCGUUUGGAGGUGAACGUGGGUCGUUUAGAGGUGCGUGACUCCCGUGGCGUGUUACUACUGAGCGCGACUCCAGACGCGGUGUCUGUGGGCGCAGACAACUUAGUGGUAGCCAGUCCUGCCGGAGCCACCUUCCAUACUGCGGUACAAACGCCGCUAGUCCGAGCGCCGCCCUCCAAACAAUUAGUCUUGGAGUCACCAACGAGGUCACUGGAGAUGCACGCGGCACAGAGCAUAGCGCUGGAGUCCCGCGCCGGUGACAUCAGCGCCACUUGCCUUACCACCUUCCGACUGCGAUCUAUUGCUGGCGCGAUACGGCUGGAUGCGCCGAGUAUAUACAUGCCGAAGCUGAAGUCAGCUCUUCCCCUGCCUCCGUCAACAGCGCAUUCACACGACCCUCACCAUCAGAACAUUUACCAGCUAUGCGCCUGUGCUAAUGGGAAACUGUUCCUCGCGCCUCCGCACGGCGCGUGCGCAGCUAGAGAAGAAAGUCUCAUCUGCCGAUGA